CAUGGGAUGCAGGGCCAUUAAUGCACUCUUCAGUCUUCACAGAUACAACUUCACAACAAUCUUGUAACUAUUAGUGUUUGAUUGAUUCUUCAAAAAAUGAAUAAAAUAAGAUGAUACAUCAUACAUGUUAUUGUUGCUUGUGAUAGGAGAUAAGCAAAAGUCAGAAGAAUUAGAAUACACCCUCAUUUUUUUCUGCCUUUUCAUUCACAUGAGAGAAGCAUCAUCUUCAUCCAUCAGACAUUAAUUUCCACAAGUACAACAACAAUCUAUAUUUCUAAGAACUACAAUCAACAUGGUAUCAAAACUUCUUACCCUCCAUGUUCCUUCUCAUCCUAAUUUUUUUCUCACCCCAGUUGCAACUUCAAGGAAUCCAAGGCCCUCUCAUUCUCUCCCUCCUUUUUCAUUGUCAACAAAACUGAGUUAUAAGGCCUUCCAUGCUCAAAACCAUUAUUUGGCUAAUCAUGUCCCUGUGAGAUGCUCCAAUUCUUUUAUUUCUUCAAGUUUUGAGAAAGAGCUAGAUCCCACACUUACUAAUGAUGAUCUCAAGCCAACUUCACCUAGCCAAAGAACCUUUUCAGGAUUGGAAAUGGCUAGCCUUUGGAUUGGACUAGUGGUGGGAGUCCCUACUUACUACCUUGCUGGUAGCCUUGUUGACCUUGGGAUGGCAUGGUGGCAAGGCAUAGCCACUGUGGUUGCAGCCAACAUGAUCCUUUUAGUUCCCCUGGUCCUCACCGGUCAUCCAGGUACCCGUUAUGGCAUAUCAUUCCCAGUUCUUGCUAGAUCAUCUUUUGGCAUCCAUGGUGCUCAUGUUCCCACCCUCUUAAGGGCCUUGGUUGGCUGUGGUUGGUAUGGGAUUGAAUCAUGGAUUGGUGGAGAGGCAAUUUUCCUUCUUUUGCCAAAAUCAAUAAAACAAAGUACAUUUUCUCAAUCUCUACCCUGGCUAGGCACUUCCCCUUUGGAAUUUGCUUGCUUCUUAGCCUUCUGGGUUGCACAAUUGUCCAUUGUGUGGAAAGGAAUUGAUGGCAUUAGAGAGCUUGAGAAGUACUCAGCUCCAAUACUCAUUGUACUCACCUCUUGCCUCUUGUGUUGGUCUUAUGUAAAAGCUGGUGGUUUUGGUCACAUGCUCUCUUUAUCCUCUAAGCUCUCCACUUCACAAUUUUGGUCUUUAUUCUUCCCAUCUCUGACUGCUAACAUAAGUUUUUGGGCUCCUCUGGCUCUUAACAUCACUGAUUUUACAAGAUAUGCCAAGAGUGAGAAUGAUCAAAUCAUUGGUCAAAUUGGUCUUCCUAUCUUCAUGGGAGUAUUCACAUUUGUUGGCAUAGCAGUUACCUCGUCUACAAAACUCAUAUUUGGUCAUGUUAUUUCCAACCCAAUUCAAUUACUUGGCCAAAUUGGUGGCUUUGCUACCACUGCAUUUGCAAUCAUGGGUAUAAGCCUAGCCACCAUCACCACAAACAUUGCUGCUAAUGUUGUAGCACCUGCAAAUGCUCUUGUUAAUCUCAGUCCCAAGUGGUUCACUUUUAGAAGAGGAGCUCUUGUAACUGCAUUGUUUGGAAUUGCAUUCCAACCUUGGAGGCUUCUCAAGUCAAGUGAGAGCUUUGUUUGCACUUGGCUAGUUGGAUAUUCUGCAUUGUUAGGUCCUAUUGGAGGAAUUCUCCUAUCAGAUUACUAUCUUGUUCAAAAGACAAACUUAAGCAUCAAAGAUUUAUACUCAAGGAGUCCUUAUGGGGCUUACUAUUACUCAAAGGGGUUUAAUGUGGCUGCAAUUGUGGCUCUAAUUGUUGGAAUUUUACCAGUAAUCCCUGGUUUCUUGCAGAAAGUUGGAAUUGUAGCAUCAGUUCAUGAAGCUUUUGUUGUCAUCUACAACAAUGCUUGGUUUAUUAGCUUCUUUUCUGCAGGAUUCUUAUAUUGGAUUCUAUCAAUUUUCAGAAGGAAACAAGAUAAAUCUGCUCCUGGAGACCAUCUUUUGCAAGCUCCUUAGUAAAUACAAAGAAGAUUACUAUCUCUCCUCCAAUGUCUGAAACGUUUGUACAUUGGUUUUACACAUGAACAAAUGUACCGAGACACAUUUUUUAUCAUAAAAAACAAUUUUAUGCUAUGUUAGAUUUCAAAAUUUCGAUGUAAUUGGUUUAUAUGGAGUACCAUGUUACGUUUGGAUCUAGGACAGCCUUGUACAUUCAUUUUCCUUUGAAAUAAAGAGACUAUAUAAAUA
Molecule: messenger RNA, 2212 nt
Organism: Lotus japonicus
Lineage: Eukaryota; Viridiplantae; Streptophyta; Magnoliopsida; Fabales; Fabaceae
Product: purine-uracil permease NCS1-like
Exons: 2
Coding region: 293-1981 (562 amino acids)
Biological process (GO): transmembrane transport; nucleobase transport
Cellular component (GO): plasma membrane
Molecular function (GO): nucleobase transmembrane transporter activity
Source: RefSeq, a predicted model, not a curated record